UUCUCUUUUCUUCUCUUCCAUGGAGCUGUAUUAGAAUCAAGUGGCAGCAAGCAUUUUUCCAAAAUUGGAUCUCAAUCCUGCAGGCCCUGCAGGCACAGAAUUCUGAGGUGAAAGGACAACAGAUUCCAUGAAGGAAGUGGCAGCCAGAUCAUCUUUGAGAUACCUACCCUAAUCACUGUAUCUUCAUCAAGUGCUGUUCAUUGUUUAGCAACUCAAACCCACCUUACUUUCCAGAGUAUGUUGUUUUUUAAGUGACGACUCAAAAUUAUGUUUCUUCAUGAGCUUUCUUAACAGGUCUACCAUUGACAGAAACAACAGAAAACUGUGAAAAGCUUUUAUUUCAAUCUUCUGUAUUACAAUAGGCAUAGUAUUAUUAUUGCUUUUUAAAAUUGAUUAGGCAAUUUGCAAUUUUACAACUGCUGGACCUUUUGUCCAGCUGAACCUUUUGUCCAGCAUAUGUGCUUCACCCCUUUUUAUUUACACAGAUUUCAAAUUUCUUUAAAAAACAUGCUUGAAAGAACCUUGAAACUGUGGACUACUAGACAUUCAUUCACUGUAUGACAAUAAUAAAUACAUAUUUUUAAAAGUGCAUUAUAUGGUGAUAAUCCUUGUGAAGAAUUCACUUUUACAAAAUCCUCAUUAUAAGGGAAGUGCUCAAUUUUAACACAGUGCAAGCAGUCAGGUUGUCCUGAGAAGAUACAAAUGUGCUGUAAGUUUACCUUCACAACAGGUGCAUAUUAGCACUGAAUGGCUUCAUCCCAUUUUUGUCAACCAGAAGCCAUUUGAUGUUCAUUACUGAGAGCGGCAAUAAAACCUAAGUGCAAAUAUCAGCUCUGCUGUGACAGGUGUCAGUACUGGUGUGAAGGUUUAGCAGCUUAACCCGGAGAUGGCUCUCAGCUCCACUGCUCCACGGAGCCAGCAGUGCCAGAGAACUGCACUGUCAGCUCUUCUCCAGCAGUGCAGACCAGCACAGAGUAAAAGGAAACUAGGAAUAAUGCUUCAGGAUUUAGUAUUCAAGACCUUGCACAUGCCAAAACCCUGAGAGGUUGUGGAAGGAGGACAAUAGAAGCCCAACUGAGACUGCUGAGACAUUCAUUUCUCCACCCCUCUCACACUGUGCUACAUCUGGCAUGAACCUUUCUUGUGACAGCCUCAGCUUUACAAAAUCUGACCUGGCCAAGGGAACACUCAGUUCUGACAUUUGCUAGCACAUGACAGUCUGUCCCAGAAGACAGCAACAUCCUUCUGGCACAAAAGCAAGUAUUGCUCUGAGCUCCAGCAACACCCACUGUGAACUGGUGUCUGAAUCACAUCGGGAGGAUUUUGUUUGUGGCCAGCAUCUCCGGGACGUGGGGAUGUCUGCAUUGGAUAUAUUGUGUCUUGCCAAGCCAAAAGACUGGAGCCGUUUGAAGAUUAUGUAACGAUAAAGGUGCAGAUUCCCUUUGGAAAGAGGAAUAAUGGGACCAGGCAUUCAGGAAUAUCCCUUAUUACUGCACAGAGAGACACAGCAGAAGGAAAGCCACAGCCACACCAAUGAAAACCACAAAGGAAUGGUAAAUAAUGGAAAAAGCCAUCCAAGCACCAAAGGACUAAAUAAACCAAUUUCUUAUGCGAAAUCCCCUCCUGGAAGAUUAGGCAAAAAUGUAUCAAGUGCCAUUGAAAAGAUUUCCCAUGACACUCAAGAUGGUCACCAACCAAAUGUUUAUAAGAAGGGAAGGAACCAGCUGGAUGGCAAUAAUCAGUCAAAAAGGAUCCUGAGUGUUUGCAGCUCACUGCACAGUGCACAAGGACCAAAGAGGAGUCCCCCAGAAAGAAGGCAAAACGAGUCCUUCCUGCACAGGAGUCCUCCAGAAAGGCAAAAUGAAUCCUUCCUGCACAGGAGUCCUCCAGAAAGAAGGCAAAACGAAUCCUUCCUGCACAGGAGUCCCCCAGAAAGAAGGCAAACCGAAUCCUUCCUGCACAGGAGUCCCCCAGAAAGAAGGGAGAAUGAAUCCUUCCUGCACAGGAGUCCUCCAGAAAGAAGGCAAAACGAAUCCUUCCUGCACAGGAGUCCCCCAGAAAGAAGGCAAAACGAAUCCUUCCUGCACAGGAGUCCCCCAGAAAGAAGGCAAAAUGAAUCCUUCCUGCACAGGAGUCCUCCAGAAAGAAGGCAAAACGAAUCCUUCCUGCACAGGAGUCCUCCAGAAAGGCAAAAUGAAUCUUUCCUGCACAGGAUCCCCCCUGGCACAAAGGGCAGCACACAAGAAAACUUCUGUAGGGCUAAGGAUGUCCCAGUGCAGCAUUUUUAUUGCAGUAAAAAAGAACAGCUGGGGAAGAAUCAUGAAGAAUACAUUGCUGAAGCCAGUCCUGGCUCUUCAAAAUGGCAAGAAGCAUCUGUAGGUGAAAUGUUUCUUGAUUUUGAAUCGGUACAAAUUAUUAAAGAAGAUGCUGAAGAUGAUAGUGCCAGUGACCUCUCUGACUCAGAAAGGAUUCCCAUUCCCCCCUCUCCCUGCACACCACCGGAACUCAUCCUCAGAGCUGAAGAAAUCGACCCAGUUUGUUUGGAACACAUCCCUGAAAUGGGAUUUAAAGAAUCCGAAUAUUACUACCCCGACUUCCUGCCACCCCCUUUCAACUCGUGGGACCUGAAGCAGCUGGCCACCUUUGCCCACGUGGAAGGGAGAGCCGAAUUCCGCCCCAAGCCCACGGGAUCCCUGGAGAAGUACCUGGAGCGCCUGCUGCAGCUGGAGUGGCUGCAGAUGCAGACGGUGCAGAGCGAGAGGGGCAGGGCCACCAAAGCCCGGCCCCAGAGUGUCCCCGGCCCCAGCCGUGCCCUCAAGAGCCCCGGGAAAGGCAAAGCCUUGCUCAGCCCUGUGCCCCCCCGGCAGGCAGUGCCCCAGGAAAGUGUUGCCAGGCUGCCCAGGAGCUGUUUGGGUCCCAGGGCAGAGCCCUGCUCUCAGGACACUCGCCAGGCGCGUUCCCAUCCAGCUCACCUGAAAGCUCCUGAGAGAAUGGGGUGUGCAGCACCUUCUCAGAGGCACACUGGUGAUGGAAGGAGUGAACUGAGAAAGAAACCAGCUGCGAAGCAGCAGCUUCUCAAUCUGCAGCCCCCCGAGAGCAGCUCUAAAAUCCAAACUGUUGGUAACAUCAGACCCCCUAAGCAAACCCCAGCAUUCCACGGUGCAGCUGCUCCCAUCAAAGGCUUAAAAACAUACACGUGUACAAAUCCAAAGAAAAAUGGCAAUGCCAGCAGUUAUGUUCCUCCUAAAAAACCAACAGUGGACAGGAAAAUAAAAACAAAUGGCACAAAGCAAACACCACGCAAAUUUCAGUGAGGGAAAAUUAGUGAAUGUUGAUGCUUCUUGACUGCUAGAAAGCAUCUGGCCAGUGCAGAAGAAUCUUUUUUUUCUUCAUAGGAAGAUCCUGAGAAAAAUGUUCCUGGCACGUGGUUCUGAGUCAGCACUGUUCAUUUCUAUAGAUUUGAUCUUAAGCCAGCAGGAAAUGUUCUCUCUGAAGGCAAAUGUCUUCCAUUGGUCUUUCCUCAAAAGUAUUUGUAAUUGCUCAGUGAGGAGAACAAUAGCACAGUGUGAAGUUUAGAGAAGUGUAGAACAUCCUGUCUGCACCAGCUGAGUGUUCCUUGUAUUUACCCUGCUGGGUGUGAGGGAAGAGGGUCCAUGCUCUUUCUCCUUGCCCAGAUGUGCUUUUUGUAAGGCAGGUUUGAUUUUGGUGUUUUUGUAAAAUAAUGGAGCCUGUUAUCUAUGCAAAGUCAACUCUAAUUCUUCACAGAAGAUGAUGAAUUGGAUUUUUUGGAUUAAAUAGGUAUUAUUUUUUUGAGAAGAAGAAGAAUGGAAAUAAUGUUUUGAAAUAUUUUAAUGCAGAAAGAAUUCUUUUUAAGACAAAGUAUUAGGGACCAGAGAGCUUCAAUAAUGACAGAUUAAGAAAAUAGAAUGUGUAUUUUUAUACCCUGGGAUUUUCACUGUGUUUACUGACAGCUUUCCUGGAAGUUCAUUUUGUAGGCCUUGAUGCUUUUUGUCAUUUAGGGGAAAUGACCAGAUUUCAAAUUGCACAUGGAUAUAUUUGAGUCAUGCAAACUAAGGCUUUUAGCAGGGACUGUGUGGCCUAGUUUUCAGAACUGGUGGCCUCUCAAAACAUAAGAAACAGACUCUUAAGGGAGAAUUUAAAGGGUGUUGUAAGUUCAAGUAAAGAUAUAUUUUGAUACAGAAGAUACCUAUUUUUAGUCAUCUGAGCUGACUCUUAUUUAUCCUGUGGUCCAGUCUAGCUUGGCUUCCUAAGGUUGAGAGAGGUGAGAUGGGGAAAUGUCCUGCAGAAGGAAAUUGUGCAGCCAGGAUUGGGUCCUGUGCUUGGGCCUUCUGUCUUCUCUUGUGUCUGUGAGAGACAGGAGAAUACAAAGGACAGUUCUGAGAAUAUUCAAGUGUCACUUGAUCUAUUACAAUUUCAAAUCAACCACAGCAGCUGGGGACAGGAUCUUGUUAAGAUGAAAUUCUAGAGAAUGUUUUUUACUCUCACUUUAAAAUCCUGGUAAGGAUAUUUUCCUCCUCAGCCACCAGUCCCAAUCUUCAUGAGAAGCAAGCUGAGGUCUGAUGGACCAGAUUCUGCAAGAGGAUCCUUCACAUUGUGAUAGAAAAAGGAAAAAGUAGCAAAUCCUAAAGAGUUCAUUAUGUAUAUAGCUAAAUUGCACUUCUCUUGGUGAGCUCAUCUUGGUUUUAAGAUGCUUAGCUGUUUCUAUCUUUCAUUGUGCCUACCAGAUCUUCAGCUUUGUAAAAUUUCAAAGCAUGAAUUUAUAUGUAGUUUGAAAAGUGAGAAUAUUAAGAAAUGUAGUAAUAAAGUAGAGUAUUUUACAGUACAUAAAAACAUUGCUCAGGAAUAGCCUAAGAAAUAUUUUUAGUGUUUUUUUCCUCGUCUACUGGAGACCAAAUGUGAAAUUUUGAAUUGGUAAAGGAAAUGAAUGUAACAGACAGUAUUACAUGUCCAGAAUCAGUAUUUGUAAAGUUACACUUAAUAUGAAUUGUAGUUGCAUGUACAUUCAGCUCUAUGCAAUUCAAGUGAACCUGAAUCUGAGAUGCUCAAAGAGCAGAGGAGGUGGCUGUGUCAGAGGUGUGGUGGCACUCGGGAUGGGACUGAACACCAGCAGCUGCAGAGGACCAGCACAUCCCAGUGUUGCUGUUUCACCCUUUUGUUUUGGUCCAGCCUCAUGUAUUUCAGCUUUUUUAGAUGAAAGGUUCCUGCACCCAGUGCUAGUAUUUCAAGCUCUGGCCAAAUUCUGUGAGCCUGCCUUAGCCAAGUUUUCCUGAUUCACAUGAGCAGUAGUGAAAAAUAGGAGAGCUGCUUUGCCAAUGAUCAGGAUUUUAAUGCACUGUUCUAGUUCACUGUUACAAGCUCCAAACCUUAGGUGAGCAGGAUCCAGGCAAUAAUCAGAAUAACAGUUUUUUAAAAAUAUUCCGUUAGAUGCAGUAAAUAAUUUAGCAUGUUGUUAUAGCACUGAAUAUUGCCGGAUGCUACAUUUUCUAAAUUGAAGCUUUCCUGGGUUGUCAGGAGGGCAUGUAGACACAUUUUGCAUGAUCCCUUCUCUAAGAAUAAACAAACCCCAUUUCAACCAGCUGUGACCAGAGCAAAGGUGAUUGGCACUGGGAAAAGUCUUUUGUCACAGAGGUAGGAAAGUUUGAAUGUAGGGUUUGUCAUCUUAUGGACACCAUUCUGUCGUUGGAGACUAAAAAGGGAAGCAGAUGGAGGUGGUGAUGGCACUUUAAUGAGUUCAUCACAGGGCUCCAUCUGGCAUCUGGCCAAUUAGGUUUGUCUCCCGUGAUAAUCACACCAGUCUAAUUUCUGUCAUUGAUUUGAUACUUCUGACACACUUGUCUUUGUUCAUACACAGACACAGAAAUUCUGUGUUUGCCUCAGCAGACAGCUCUUGGCUGAGCAGACCUGCAAGGGCUGGGUUUUAUCCUGUUUCCAUUUUAUCUUCACCAUGUUCGGGGCCUACAGAUGAAAAGAGCUCCCUUUGUGAAGAGGACUAUGGUUUAUACUGCUUUCAUUGCUGGAUAUUGUCUUUAGAAGCACUUCUGAACAGAGCAGAAAAAUGUAUUCCAUCAAACACAUUCAGUUUAAAAUGAAUUACUUAAGAUACUUGCACGGCACCGUGUUUGUGUGGCUACCAGCCUUUUUUUUUACAAGGUUUAGCAAUAUGAUCAUAUGGAUCUGAGCCUAGCACUGGUGAUGCUUCUUGAAGAACAGAUUACUGUGAUGUGAGAUAUUUAAACAGAGAGAUUUAUUUUUUUUUUUUUUGCUAGAGAAUGUAAAAGUUUAGUGUUCUGCAGUAUUACCUACAGAACAAAUAUGCUCAGGUUGUAUUUCAAAUAAACAGCCAGACUCUGCUUCAAGUUGCAUGAGUAUAAACUUUGAACAACUCAGUUAUUUGCAGUGAAAUGACCCUGUUAGAAGAUGUGAAGAAACAGAAUUUCACUCUAAUAUGUAUAAACUGUUUUCCUUUAAAAUUUAAAUAUUUAAUAUUUAAAGCAAUAUUGUUUUUCUCUUGCCGUGUUCCUUUUUUUCUCCAUUGUUUGCGUCUCAUGCUGAGGGCAGUGAUUUUCCCACCUUGUUUUCAGUUGGAUACAGCAGGAUAAUGCCGCAGGGAGGGAAUUUUGACAGUUUUUUCAGCCAGUUUGACAGCAGGAUAAUGCCGCAGGGAGGGAUGUGCUGAUUGCAUUGGGCUGAGCUGUCCUGUUUGACCCCAGACUGAGAUCUGCCCUCACCCUGUCACUGUUCAUGUCCUUUCUGUGUUCCAUUCAUUGUUUCAGGUAACUUUGACCUUGUAUUAGCUAUUUAAAGGAUCUUGUUGGAAUUCUGAGAGAAUUUUGACAGUUUUUCAGCCAGUAUGUGCUUUUUGGAGCUGAUACAUAAAAUUUCUACAGUAUGAAGUUGCCUAGAAUGCACUAUUUUUUGCCUUAUUUUAAAGGAGUUGAGCCUUUGUUGCUCCCAUUGCAUUAAUGGUUUUUCAUCUGAAAAAGAAACAGACCACGGUGGAAGGACUUGAUUAACUGCGGAUUUGCAGACCAGCUUUUGAUGUUGGUAUUCAUGUAUUCUUAUUUAUUUGAACUUUUUGUGGAUAUUUUUGCUAGUAUUUCCUUGGGAAAGUGAUCUUGUCAUUCAAAGGUCCCGUACAUUUGCUACAAUAAAAGUGAGAUACUGCCCUGUUU
This is a messenger RNA of Motacilla alba alba, 7193 nucleotides long. RefSeq names its product family with sequence similarity 217 member B (gene FAM217B). Bases 1458 to 3314 code for a protein of 618 amino acids. NCBI's taxonomy places the organism in Eukaryota, Metazoa, Chordata, Aves, Passeriformes, Motacillidae. The record is from RefSeq and is a predicted model, not a curated record. The transcript has 5 exons.